AUGGCAGACACCAGUAAACAUGCGGGCGUUCCGCAAGCUGGGGUUGCUGGUUCAGCGGCAGAAGCUGCAGCAAAAGCCCCCAAACCCCAAGGCAAUCCUGUCUUCCGGAUGAUGGGCCUCCCAAACUUCCGCUUCAAGCUCCCCUCCCGCAACUGGAUGAUCUUCCUCACCAUCACCGGCUCCUGGACCGCGGCGCUCGUCUACGACCGGCGGGAGAAAAAGCGCGUGCAGAAGAAGUGGUGCGAUCUGGUGUCGCAUCUGUCCCAGGAACCCUUACCGACCAGCGCGCUGAGGCGGAAGGUCGUGAUCUACCUCUCUGCGCCUCCGACUGACGGGCUCCUGGUUGCCCGUGAGCACUUCCACGAGUACAUCAAGCCGAUCCUCGUCGCGGCGGCGCUGGACUGGGACGUUGUGGAGGGCAGGAGAGAGGGAGACGUAAGAGCUGGGCUGGCGGAGAGGAUACGGAAGCUCCGGAAGAUGAAGGGGGAGCCUAGUCAGGAGCCCCUGGAAGAAGAUGAGGAGCUUGUUGUGCGGCAGACGAGGGAGAGGGCAGGGUUCACGGAUGAGGAGGGCGUUCAGGGGGAUAUAGUGGUGGGGAGACACACAUGGAAGGAAUACGUUAGGGGCCUACACGAGGGGUGGUUAGGUCCGCUUGACGCGCCUCCACCGCCGGUAGAAGAGCAGCCUUCACUAGAAGCCACACUGGACCCAGCACCCACCGACAGCCAAUCUCCAGCACCCACCGAUAUCCUUUCCUCCACUCCCUCCCAACCAACCGACGACGCCUCUCCCACCGCUCCCUCGCCACCUACAGACUCCACAACCACACCACCAGCACAAGAGCCCCCCAAAGAAGAAGCGAAACCCGCAAAGCGAAAACAACCACCCCCCUUCAUCUACCCCUCCGACUACUCCGCCGCAACGCCCUCUCCAAACCUCCCCUCCGAGUUCCCUCCCUCCAACACGAUCCCCCUCCCACACAUCCUCGGUUUCCGGAACACCCCGCUCCGCAUAUACCGCUUCCUGCACCGGCGCGUCCUCGCCGACGACAUCGGACGGGAUGUCGCCGCCGCCGUGCUCGCGUAUAACAGGCCGUACUACCAGGUUCAUGAGAAUGCGGCUGUGGGCGCUGGUGAGGGUGAGACGGUCGGCGUCAGCGACGCGGCUUCUGGGCAGGGCGAGAGCUGGGAGCAGCAGGGGUUGCUGAGGCAAGAGGAGGAGGAAUGGCAUAAGAGUGUUAGGAAGAGGGAGGCGGGGGAGAGGGAGAGCGUGUGGCUUGAUCCGGUAACCCUGGAUCCGAGGAUUGCGGAAAGGAUGAGGCGGUUUGUGCUGUAUUAUCCGGAGGAGCAGAGGGCGAUGAGGAUUGCGAAGGGAGAAGAAGGGCCGAUUAGGAGCGAGACGGCUGCAGAAAGGGAGGUUUAG
Molecule: messenger RNA, 1422 nt
Organism: Coniosporium apollinis CBS 100218
Lineage: Eukaryota; Fungi; Ascomycota; Dothideomycetes
Exons: 2
Coding region: 1-1422 (473 amino acids)
Biological process (GO): sphingosine biosynthetic process
Cellular component (GO): cytoplasm; membrane; intracellular membrane-bounded organelle
Source: RefSeq, a predicted model, not a curated record